Sclerotinia sclerotiorum 1980 UF-70 is the source of this 1578-nucleotide messenger RNA. RefSeq lists its product as hypothetical. The transcript has 3 exons. Lineage: Eukaryota; Fungi; Ascomycota; Leotiomycetes; Helotiales; Sclerotiniaceae. The record is from RefSeq and is a predicted model, not a curated record. Bases 1 to 1578 code for a protein of 525 amino acids.
AUGAUCGUGGCGGUUAUCUACACUGGUGAAAUAGCCACUUGUUAUUACUACUCGACUUUUAGAUUCCCCAGUCGAUCCACUCAAAAGUUUAAAGCACCUGGAAACAUGGUGGAGGAAAACCUUAACAACAACAACAACAUCAACAACGUCACCAACACCAGAUCUACAUCACCAAAUGCUACAAAUGCUGCAAAUGCAAAUACAAACACAUCUCCACGUCGCAAAACCUCAACUAUACCUGAAGAUGAACCUACAGCAACUUUAAAUCGACGUCGUUCCAAUCGUCCGUCUACAGAUGGAAUACCUUCAUCAGGAAAUCGCAGAAGAAGUUCGACUUUCUCGGAAUAUUCGCUGAACGAAUUUAAUAAGAGUUUAAGGGAUUCGACGGAUGAUAUCUUGUUUCCUAAACCUUGCGAUAUGAAGGACGAAAGUAAUCAUGAUAAUUCACCUUGGGAUUCAGCUCCUUUGGCAUUUGCUCUUCUGCCGGCAAUUGGAGGACUUUUCUUUACAAAUGGUAGUUCGGUUAUAACAGAUAUUAUGUUACUUGGGUUCGCAGCCAUUUUGUUGAAUUGGUCUGUGAGAGUACCUUGGGAUUGGUAUCAUUCAGCACAAAAAAUCCGGAAAAGAGGAGAAUAUCAUGAGGAAAUAAUUAGGGAGGAAGAAAAUGGGGAUGAAGGGGUAAUGGAUUCCACGGCCGAGAACCUUCAAGCUACUUCGGACCAGAACCCGAAUCCGCAAUCCAAGACAGAACGACGUCAUUCUGCGCAUGAGACUGCUACCAAUGAACUUUUUAUUCAUGAGUUACUGGCUUUCAUAUCAUGUUUCAUAUCACCAAUAGUUGGAGCAUAUAUACUACAUUCAAUACGAUCACAAUUAAGCCGACCGUCCGAAGGAUUGGUCUCGAACUACAAUUUGACAAUUUUCUUACUAGCAUCAGAAUUGAGACCAAUGGCACAUCUAGUCAGGCUAUUACGAGCAAGAACACUACAUUUACAAAGAGUGGUGAAUUCCAAUCCGUACGAUGAUUCUAUUGGGAAGACGUCCGAGCACAUUCAAGAAUUGGUUCAGAGAUUGGAGAAAUUAGAAACUCGGGCCUCGAAUGUAGACAUAUCUGCCGGAAAUGCACCAGAGCCGCUCUUGAAUGAGAAACAAUCGGCAAUUCUGACAACAGAGGUUCGUCGUACAAUGCAACCAGAUUUAGAUGCUCUCAAUCGAGCUGUACGUCGUUAUGAAAAACGUGCUACACUUCAGUCAUUCCAAACGGAAAGCCGCCUAUUAGACUUGGAAGCACGAUUAAAUGAUGCUAUUUCAUUGGCAGCCGCAGCAGCGAAUAAUUCACAAAGGCGCAGUGCUCUCGGGAUAGUUUUCGAUUGGAUAGCCUCUGCUAUGACAUUUCCAUUACAAGCUUUCGGUACUAUUGCGAGCCUUCCUUUCAAGACACUUCUCUCGGUGGUCAAUUAUAUCCAAUUUUUACUUGGUGGUCAGAUACAAACUGAGAAACCUAAAAGGAAUUCAAAUGGUAGAUAUGCGCCUCACGCAAAAGUUAGUGAUCGUGUACAAGGAAAACUAAGGAGAUGA